Passer montanus (Eurasian tree sparrow) is the source of this 990-nucleotide messenger RNA. Its product is annotated as SRSF protein kinase 3-like. The transcript is spliced from 8 exons. The coding region runs from base 1 to 951 and encodes 316 amino acids. The record is from RefSeq and is a predicted model, not a curated record. NCBI's taxonomy places the organism in Eukaryota, Metazoa, Chordata, Aves, Passeriformes, Passeridae. Gene Ontology annotation, biological process: spliceosomal complex assembly; protein phosphorylation; regulation of mRNA processing. Gene Ontology annotation, molecular function: ATP binding; protein kinase activity.
AUGGGGGGCAGGGUACCCCGAAACACAGCCCAUGGGGGGCAGGGUACCCCGAAAUCCAUCCCCCGCGGGGCAGUGAGCUCGGCACCCCAGGAGGAACCUGAGCGGCUGUCGCGGGCUCAGCGGCGCCGGCGGCGGCGGCGACAGCGGCGACAGCGGCAGCUGCUGGCAGAGAGACUGCGGGACCUGGAGCGGCUGCGCGACACCGCGGGGACACCGGGGACAGGCAGCGACACCGAAACCCCCCCGGACCCCCCGGAGGAGGGCGGGGGGAGCCCCCCGAGCGGGGCCUCGUCCUCGGGGGUGCACACGCUGCCCGCGGGGGGGGGCUCCAGCGACGGCUUCUCGGGGGGCUCCUGCGCCUCCAGGGGGGGCCCCCCGGGACCCCCCCGGCGCCCCCCCAGCCCCAGCUCGGCCUCGGACUCGCUGUUCACCCCCACCUCCGGCUCCCUCAUCUCGGGGGGCUCCGAGGGGCUCCCCAACCCCGGGGGUGUGUGGCACAGGCACUUCACCGAGGACAUCCAGACGCGGCAGUACCGGGCGCUGGAGGUGCUGCUGGGGGCGGGCUACGGCCCCCCCGCCGACAUCUGGAGCACGGCCUGCAUGGCGUUCGAGCUGGCCACGGGCGAUUACCUGUUCGAGCCGCACUCGGGGGAGGAGUACAGCCGCGACGAGGACCACAUCGCGCACGUGAUCGAGCUGCUGGGGGAGAUCCCGCGGCACGUGGCCCUGGGGGGGCGCUACUCCCGCGAGUUCUUCAACAGGAGAGGUGAGCUGCGGCACAUCCGGCACCUGCGGCCGUGGGGGCUGCGGGCGGUGCUGCAGGAGAAGUACGAGUGGCCGCGGGGCGCGGCCGCCGCCUUCGCGCGCUUCCUGCGGCCCAUGCUGGCCUUCGAGCCCGGCCGCCGCGCCACGGCGCGCCAGUGCCUGCAGCACCCCUGGCUCCGCCCCUAGCCCCGCCCCCAGCCCCAAUAAACCACGGGAACGGUGGCA